Capsicum annuum is the source of this 1236-nucleotide messenger RNA. RefSeq lists its product as uncharacterized. NCBI's taxonomy places the organism in Eukaryota, Viridiplantae, Streptophyta, Magnoliopsida, Solanales, Solanaceae. The record is from RefSeq and is a predicted model, not a curated record. The transcript is spliced from 4 exons. Bases 1 to 1236 code for a protein of 411 amino acids.
AUGUAUACGCUAUUAGGUCUUGGUAAAAAAUCUAAAGACAAUGUAGAAGCUCGAUUGGAAUUGAAGGAGAUGAAAAUAAGGGCAAGCUUAUGGCCUCAAUAUCAAUCUAGUGGGAGGGCAUAUCUUCCUCCUACUUAUUUCACAAUGUCUUUGAAUGAAAAGGAGAUGUUUCAUGAAGUACUACAAAAUGCCAAGUUUCCACAUGGCUAUGCAUCUAAUAUCUCACAUUGGAUUCGAAAACGAAAGAUAUCUGGGCUAAAAACUCAAGAUUGUCAGGUUAUAAUGCAAGAACUUCUUCCUCUUGCCUUGAAAAAAUCAACAGAUAAAAGGAUUCAUUCCGUUUUAACUGAACUAUGUACAUUCUUUCGUGUUCUAUGUAGCAAAGUGCUAAAGCUAGAAGAGUUUAAAUUACUUGAAGAAAAAAUUCCAGAAACAUUGUCUACUAUGGAGAAACUCCCCUCCCCCCCAGGAUUCUUUAUUGUUAUGGUAUACUUGGUUACACACUUGGCAACUGAGGCUAUAUUUGCAGGGCCCACACACUAUCGUUGGAUGUACCCAAUUGAGAGGUAUUUAGGUACCAUAAAAUCAUAUGUUCGUAAUCGUGCAUGCCCAGAAGGUUCAAUAGCAGAAGCAUAUAUAGCAAAUGAGUGUUUAAAAUUUUGCUCAAGAUAUCUGGAGGGUGGAGAUUCAAGGUCUUACUGGUCAAGAAAAUGUGAUGGUGAAAUUCAGCAUGAGACUAGUAAAGAAGAAUGUCUUUUCCCUAGUACCGGAGAGUCAUACGGUCAAGAAGAUGUAUUUGAAAUGGAUGAUAAAACAUUGUUGGAAGAACAUCGACAUGUGCUUUUCGAUUGCGACUUUGAGGUGGUUGAGAAUUACAAAAAGCAAGUGAAAGAGCUGGAGGCCACAUCUGAUAUCUCAAAGGAUGUUAAAGUCCUUGCAAAAGGACCGAGUAACAUUGCAAAAAGAUUCAGUGCGUAUGAUACCGAAAGUUAUGCAAGUUCUCGUGACAAUGCUCCAAAAUCUACGUAUAUCACAUAUUAUGGAAAAAUGAAUGACAUUGUAGAGUUAAACUACUACGAAGAACUUAAAGUUGUCUUGUUUAAGUGUGAUUGGAUUGAUGCAACCAAAAGUAGAGGAGUUAAGGAAGAUGACUUGAGUUUCACACUUGUGAAUUUUUCAUGCUUGCAAGAUUCUGGCAAUCGAGAACGUCAUGAGCCCUUUAUUUUUGCAGAAUAA